AUGCAAUUCUUCAGCCUUGUCCUCCUUGCCACCUCCGCUCUGGCCAUCCCUACCAAGCUCCCUACCCGAGCUGCUGCACCAACAUGUAUGGAGAAGGGCACCAAGGUCUCCAGCUGGAACCUCUCAGACUUCGUCUACAAGGUCCAGUACAGCUCUGAGAAGCGCACGAACACUGCCACAGUCGCCUUCGACCUCCACAACGCUGCCCUCGACUACUCAGCCAGCUGCUCCGGCAAGGUCGUCGCCAAGAACGCAGACAAGCUCAACAAGAAGGACCUCUUUGACGGCAAGACAGACUACAACUGCAAGGUUCCCAACGGCGCCGACUCUGCCUCUUUCAAGUACAACCACAAGAAGGGAGUCAUCGCUAUCUCCCAGCACUGGGCCUGCGUGCAGGAGGGUGGUUGGUUCGAGGCCACUGGCAACAAGACCUCUGGUGCUAGCUUGUCUGACUGCAAGACUACAAGCAACAAGGGCGCUGAGUACGAGACUUGCACCAAAGCCUCUAUCAAGGUCCCCGUUCUCGAGAUGCGUGCUGUGCUGUAA
Fusarium coffeatum is the source of this 546-nucleotide messenger RNA. RefSeq lists its product as uncharacterized. Bases 1 to 546 code for a protein of 181 amino acids. Lineage: Eukaryota; Fungi; Ascomycota; Sordariomycetes; Hypocreales; Nectriaceae. The record is from RefSeq and is a predicted model, not a curated record. The transcript has a single exon.